Messenger RNA from Medioppia subpectinata, 1116 nucleotides. The record is from the annotation of a GenBank genome assembly. Lineage: Eukaryota; Metazoa; Arthropoda; Arachnida; Sarcoptiformes; Oppiidae.
AUGUCAGGUUAUAUUAGACAUUUGGCGAUAAUAACGGGUUCGAGUUUAGGCAUCGGUGCCGCCACUGCUCUACUAUUGGCCAAAAGUGGAGCUAAUGUUGUAAUCACUGGACGUAAUGCCGAUAAUGUGUCCAAAAUUUGCAACGAGUGUACAGAAGUGUCACUAAAAGGUCUGAAAGCACUUCCAGUGGUGGCAGACGUGACCAAAGAGGAAGAUGUCGACCGACUUCUCGACACUACUAUUAAAACGUUUGGCAAAUUAGAUAUUUUGGUGAAUAACGCGGGCAUCGGAUCCCGCGCUCCCAUCACUGAUGCCGACUAUAUUCACAAAUUAAAGGCAGUGUUUGACACAAACCUUAAUUCUGUGAUAUAUUUAACCCAUAAAUCAAUUCAAUAUUUUGAGAAAACUAAAGGAAAUAUAAUUAACAUCUCGAGUAUCGCUGGCAUACAAUCCAGUGGAGGCAUAUCUCCGUAUCACAUGUCUAAAGCAGCUCUCGAUAUGUUUACCAAAUGUAUUGCCGUUGAUUUGGGCCCAAAAGGCAUACGAGUUAAUUCAGUCAAUCCGGGUGCUAUUCGCACAGCAAUCAUCCGCGACAGUAAAAUGACUGAACAACAAACUCAAAGCCUAUGGGAUCGGGUGAAGAGCCGAUAUCCUGUGGGCCGGUGUGGAGAGCCGUUAGAUAUCGCCAACACUGUUCCCUACCUGGCCAGUGACCAUGCUAGUUUUAUUACGGGCACUAUUAUGGUGGCUGAUGGCGGACACCUGGCAGCUAAUAGUGGAGGCAUAUCUCCGUAUCACAUGUCUAAAGCAGCUCUGGAUAUGUUCACCAAAUGUAUUGCCGUUGAUUUGGGCCCAAAAGGCAUAGGUGUUAAUUCAGUCAAUCCGGGUGCUAUUCGCACAGCAAUCAUCCGCGACAGCAAAAUGACUGAACAACAAACUCAAAGCCUAUGGGAACGGGUGAAGAGCCAAUACCCUGUGGGCCGGUGUGGAGAGCCGUUAGAUAUCGCCAACACUGUUGCCUACCUGGCCAGUAACCAUGCUAGUUUUAUUACGGGCACUAUUAUGGUGGCCGAUGGCGGACACCUGGCAGCUAAUGUCCGCAUGAAUUUUGAUUAA